This is a messenger RNA of Ordospora colligata OC4, 327 nucleotides long. RefSeq lists its product as uncharacterized. The record is from RefSeq and is a predicted model, not a curated record. Bases 1 to 327 code for a protein of 108 amino acids. The transcript has a single exon. NCBI's taxonomy places the organism in Eukaryota, Fungi, Microsporidia, Ordosporidae.
AUGGAUAGAAAGAAGGCAAAAACAUCUGAAAGCACACAUAAAAAGUACAACGAGAGUGAAGUAAUAAAGAAGUUCCUUGUUUCAAGUAAGGGCGUUUCGUUUCUUGUUGACCAUAUUAACAGAAGGCGACUGUAUGAAAGUACUCAUGUAGACACAGAUAUCAUCAUGAAAGAUGUGGACAACCUAAUAGACUAUUAUGCAGCCUGGAUCCAUAGCUUUCCUGUAAGGAGAUCCACAAAUAUAACACGAUAUGAGUUUUUAGAAUAUCUGGAAAGUUUCUGUGAAAGAGCGGAUGUGUGUGGUUUAUUUGAUUUUAUUUUUAUAUGA